Messenger RNA from Aegilops tauschii subsp. strangulata, 1167 nucleotides. RefSeq names its product BTB/POZ and MATH domain-containing protein 2-like. NCBI's taxonomy places the organism in Eukaryota, Viridiplantae, Streptophyta, Magnoliopsida, Poales, Poaceae. The record is from RefSeq and is a predicted model, not a curated record. Gene Ontology annotation, molecular function: protein binding. Gene Ontology annotation, biological process: protein ubiquitination.
AUGCAAGGAGCUGGACGAAAAAAGGGAGGAGCUAGAGAAAGAAGUUCUGAGGCAAGGAAGAACGUGGAGGAGCUGAAGAGAAUAAUGACAGGCGUGGAGAAGCUGGACAAAAGAAGCGAUGAGCUGCGUGUGGAACCUUUUCCUUCACCUGCCUUGGCCCGUGGAGCGGACCUUGCUCUUAGGCUGCUAGAGGGGGAGAUACGGCGGCCCCCACAGGAGGUGCGGCAGCGCCCGACAGCAAGGCGUUACACUACACUAUGGAGGAUCAAGUACUACCCCAACGGCCAAGGUUCAGAUAAUGCCAACUACAUAUCUGUCUUCAUUCAGCUUGCCAGUGUUAGCAUGGACUUGCCGUUCAAGCCUGACAAGGGCAUCUCAGCUCAAUGUGUGCUCAGUUUACUGGACCGGGCUGGGAAGCCUGUGCCAUCAUAUACCUUAACCUUUGAUAGAAUUUUCACAACCCCUCAAGGAGAGUGGGGCUGGCACAAAUUCAUCACAAGGUCGAAAUUAGAGAACUCAGGUUGCCUCAAGGACGACUACUUCACUCUCAGGUGCGACAUCACUGUCACAGAGUUGCGCGCCGAGGAAACAGAGGAUCGUGAUUUCACCGAUCUCCUGUGGAAGAAGGAGGGGGCAGAUGUGGGCUUCCAUGUGGGCGGCGAGACAAUCGUCGCCCAUCGAUGGGUGAUGGCUGCCCGGUCUCCAAUCUUGAAGGCAGCAGCGGAAGCAGAGCUCCUUGGCAUGUUGGAAAGGGAGAAGAAGGCACCCAUGGCCACUGUAAGGAUCGACGACAUGGAGGCAAAAAUGUUCAAGGCUUUGCUCCACUACAUAUACACCGAUGCAUUGCCUAUUGAGAUGGAUAAGGGAGAUGAGGCGGCGACAGCAAUGGCGCACGGAUUGCAUGAAGCAGCGGAUAGGUACAAGAUGGAGAGGCUGAAGCUGAUCUGUGAGGACAUGCUAUGCAAACGUGUCUCCACAGGCACGGCGAUAACCACGCUGGUGUUAGCGGAGCAGCAGCACCGCCAGAGGCUCAAGGCGGCGUGCAUCGACUUCCUCAUCUCUCCGAACAAUAUGAAAGUCAUCUUGGAAAAUGGUGGUUUUAAGCAUUUACAGAGGAGUUGCCCCUCUGUUCUCAUGGACCUCAUAGGAAGGGUAAAAGUGGCCUGA